AUGAGCACCGCCAAGGCCGCCGCCAAGCAGGCCGCGAAGGAGCUCCUCGCGCUCUGCGCCAAGGAAGGCGUCCUCGUGCCCACAGACCCGAUGAACGCCAUGAUUCAGGCUGGCACGAUGCUCAAUGCGACGCGCGAAGACGGCGCAUACAACCUCGACGCGGCCUUGAAGGCGAUGACCGACAAGUUUGGGGCCAAGGCGCCCGAGGUGAAGGCAACCAAGAAGCGAAAGGCGCCGGCUAAGAAGGCCAAAGACGGCGACGAGGCCAAGGGUGCUGGCGACGACGAGGAUGGCGGCGAGGCAGCAACCAAGAAGAAGAAGAUUGCGCAGGCCACGAACGAGAAGAACCAGGCGCUGGCCGAGGCGUUUGCCGAGCUCGCGGGCUUUGAGUUCAAGCGCGGUGAGAAGUUCAAGGGCGGGUCGUACUCCAAGGUCGCCAAGGCGAUCCGCGAUGCCGAGGACAAGAUCGAGAGCGGGAAGGCGGCCAUGAAGCUCAAGGGCAUUGGCAAGGCGAGCGCGUCCAAGAUUGACGAGUUCCUCGAGCAUGGCAAGAUCGAAAAGCUCGAAGAGUACCGGGCAGGCAACAUGUAA
Messenger RNA from Saprolegnia diclina VS20, 591 nucleotides. RefSeq lists its product as hypothetical. Bases 1 to 591 code for a protein of 196 amino acids. The transcript has a single exon. The record is from RefSeq and is a predicted model, not a curated record. Gene Ontology annotation, molecular function: DNA binding; DNA-directed DNA polymerase activity. Gene Ontology annotation, cellular component: nucleus. Gene Ontology annotation, biological process: double-strand break repair via nonhomologous end joining. Lineage: Eukaryota; Oomycota; Saprolegniomycetes; Saprolegniales; Saprolegniaceae.